GGAGCCGUCUUCAUCAUGCUGAAAUCGGCGCUGGGCGCGGGGCUGCUGAGCUUCCCCUGGGCCUUCGGCAGGGCCGGUGGGGCCGUCCCCGCCCUCCUGGUGGAGCUGGGCUCACUGGUCUUCCUGGUGAGCGGGCUGGUGGUGCUGGGCUACGCAGCAGCCCUGAGUGCCCAGCCCACCUACCAGGGAGUCAUCCGGGCGGUGUGUGGGGCAGCAGUGGGGAAGCUCUGCGAGGUCUGCUUCCUCCUCAACCUCUUCAUGAUCUCCGUGGCCCUCCUCAGAGUGGUGGGCGACCAGCUGGAGAAACUGUGCGACUCCCUGUACCCCAAUGGGACACUGAGCGGGGCGCCCCUGCCACCCCCCUGGUACGUGGACCAGCGCUUCACCCUCUCGGCUCUCUGUGCCCUCGUCAUCUUCCCGCUCUCUGUCCCCAGGGAGAUCGGCUUCCAGAAGUAUUCCAGCAUCCUGGGCACACUGGCUGCCUGCUACCUCACCCUGGUCAUCGUCCUGAAAUACUACCUGCAGGCAGAGAGCCUGGGCUUGCCUGAGUCCCCCCAGCCCACCAGGGCCUCCUCCUGGACUUCCGUCUUCAGUGUCAUCCCCACCAUCUGCUUUGGCUUCCAGUGCCACGAGGCCUGUGUGGCCAUCUACAGCAGCAUGCGCAACCAGAGCUUCGCCCACUGGGUCGCUGUCUCCGUGGUCUCCAUGCUCAUCUGCCUGCUCAUCUACUCCCUUACUGGGCUCUAUGGCUACCUGACCUUCGGCAAGGCUGUGGCAUCUGACGUCCUGAUGUCCUACCCAGGGAAUGACCCGGUGGUCAUCGUUGCCCGCCUGCUCUUCGGCGUCUCCAUCAUCACCAUCUACCCCAUCGUGGUGUUGCUGGGCAGGUCGGUGGUGCGGGACAUGUGGGUGCCCCCCAAGCGCAGGGUGGUGGCAGUGCCUGAGGCACGGGAGCGAUGGAGCCGGGUGGCACUGACAGUGGCCUGGAUGGCCACCACACUUGUCAUUGCCCUCUUUGUCCCGGACAUUGGCAAGGUCAUCGAGCUCAUCGGGGGCAUCAGCGCCUUCUUCAUCUUCAUCUUCCCAGGGCUGUGCCUGGUGUGCAUGACUGGGACCUGCACCCUUGGGCCACGCAAAAAGGCUGCACUCAUCGCCUGGGGUGUCCUCUCCGUGCUCGGGGGUGCUUUCGUCUGCGGGCAGAGCGCUGCCUUGGCCGUGCUGGGGCUGCUGCGCUGA
Messenger RNA from Apus apus (common swift), 1236 nucleotides. It is a transcript of the gene SLC38A8, whose product is annotated as solute carrier family 38 member 8. The record is from RefSeq and is a predicted model, not a curated record. Lineage: Eukaryota; Metazoa; Chordata; Aves; Apodiformes; Apodidae. Gene Ontology annotation, molecular function: amino acid transmembrane transporter activity. Gene Ontology annotation, biological process: amino acid transmembrane transport. The transcript has 10 exons. Bases 16 to 1236 code for a protein of 406 amino acids.